Molecule: messenger RNA, 896 nt
Organism: Olea europaea var. sylvestris
Lineage: Eukaryota; Viridiplantae; Streptophyta; Magnoliopsida; Lamiales; Oleaceae
Product: WAT1-related protein At1g43650-like
Exons: 5
Coding region: 13-750 (245 amino acids)
Cellular component (GO): plasma membrane
Molecular function (GO): transmembrane transporter activity
Source: RefSeq, a predicted model, not a curated record
AGGAAAUCGAUAAUGAAUGCUAGAGUACUGAUUGGUAUGCUGGUGGUACAAGUGAUUGCAACAGGACUGCAACUUCUUUCUAGGGUUAUACUGACUCAAGGAACCUUUCUUUUCGCUCUACUGGCGUAUCGAAAUGUAGUUGGUGCUAUUUGUGUCCUUCCUUUUGCUCUCUACUGGGAAAGAGAUGGAUUAAAGAAGGUAACCUGGAUAGUCUUUUUCUGGCUGUUCAUGGUAGCCUUAACCGGGAUAACAAUGGCUAUGGGAUUAUUCUAUUUGGGACUAACGGACACCACAGCUACAUAUGCCACCAAUUUCUUGAAUCUAAUCCCAGUUGUCACCUUUAUCUUCUCAUCAAUCCUAAGAUAUUUAAAAAAUAUUCAAUUGCAGGGGACACUGGCCACUGCUGCAACAUUUUGUUUGAUUUCAUGGGCAAUUGCUGAACGUGGACCGACUUAUCCAUCCAUGUUCAAUCCAUUGUCACUUAUUUUAGUGGCUAUACUUGAAGCUAUCUUCCUCGGCGAACCAAUAACGGUUGGAAGCUUGCUUGGCAUGUGUCUUAUCAUAGUAGGCUUGUACUCAUUCCUAUGGGGAAAAAGCAAGGAGCCCAAAGCCAAGUCUGCGGGUAUGGCUAAAGAAGGCGGCCCCGCCGUGCCAGAAGCCGUAGGCUUGGAAUCGGUCACCGUAGUUAUGCCUGCCAAUACCAAAAUCAGCAAUGUUGAAGAUGAUAACCAAAUAGAACUUGCACGCUAAUAGAUAUACCCAUCUUACUUUUACUGCUAUUAUGCCACCUAUGCACGACAGAGUGAAUUGAAUGCUACUGGAAAUUCAUAAUGUUAUAUUUGAUCUUACUUUUAUGAUAUUGACCACUUAUUAUUAAUCCAAAACUUUUUAUGAGA